Messenger RNA from Aspergillus fischeri NRRL 181, 1527 nucleotides. Its product is annotated as putative MFS transporter. Gene Ontology annotation, molecular function: transmembrane transporter activity. The transcript is spliced from 3 exons. NCBI's taxonomy places the organism in Eukaryota, Fungi, Ascomycota, Eurotiomycetes, Eurotiales, Aspergillaceae. The coding region runs from base 1 to 1527 and encodes 508 amino acids. Gene Ontology annotation, biological process: transmembrane transport. The record is from RefSeq and is a predicted model, not a curated record.
AUGGACGACAAGCCCCCCGUACAGAUUACUUCGGCUGGGAUCGACGAGGAUGAAGAAGCCCUGGAGGGAUAUGUCGUUGAACCCAGCCGAUAUCCUAACAACGCGGCCGGCCUGAAAACAACUCCAGAUGGCCGUUAUGUUCUCAUCCCACAACCCUUAGACACCCCCGAUGAUCCGUUGAAUUGGAGCUCGCACAAGAAAUGGCUGAUUGUCUGGAUCAUGGCGUAUAUCGCCUUCCUGGCCGACUAUACUGGAGGCACGGCGAUCAUUACUGUCAUCCCUCAGUCCAUAGAGUGGAAUCUGUCCCAGGCCACGGUCCAACGAGCCGUCGUAGGCAACCUCUUCACGAUCGGUUCGUGCGGUAUCAUCGUAGUGAUACUGGCAGGCUUCUUCGGUCGCAUGCCCGUUCUUCUGCUCUUCCAAGCAGUCAUGGUCGGGACUUGUGCCUGGUCCGCAGCGGCCACCAGCUUCGAGUCAUACAUGGCGGCGCGGAUCAUCAACGGGCUCUUCUGCAGUGUCGGUCAGGGAGGCGCGUUGCUCUGGAUCAAAGACCUGUUCUUCUUCCAUGAACACCCCAAAGUCAUCAACUACAUCGAGUUCUUCAUCAUCAUGAGCCCCUACCUUGGCCCGCUGCUGACCUGCUUUAUCGUGACGGAUGUCUCCUGGCGCUGGGCCUUUUGGCUUUGUACCUGCAUGUCAGCCGUGGCCUUUCUGCUUGUCUUUCUUCUCGAUGAAACGCUGUUUAAUCGAAAAGGUCGCCAGAUCCCAAGGGGGUCAUAUAUCGCCCGCCUCACGGGAGCCCAGCAAGCACAGCUGUGGCGGGAGAAGAGUUUCCUCCAGUGCGCUAUGCGACCUAUCGUCGCUAUUACCAGAAUUCCGGUGCUGAUUAUCUUGAUCUACUAUUUCCUCAACUUCGCCUGGGUGAUUGGAGUCAAUACGACCAUCGGAAUCUGGCUGAGCAAUGACUACGGCUUUUCCACUCGCGGCAUUGGCUACUUCUACUUCUUCGGCAUCGUCGGUGUCAUCAUUGGCUGGUUGAUGGGACAUUACCUCCACGAUGCAGUGGGCACCUUUUAUAUGAAUCGACACCAAGGCCGACUGCACCCCGAAGCACGCCUGAUCAUCGUCUACCCCGCCACUAUCCUCUGCUGCGUCAGUCUGAUCGUGCUCGGGUUCGCCUUUGAGCGCCACUGGCAUUACAUGGUCAUUGCCGUCUUCGCAGCCAUGCAAUGCAGCAGUAUGAUGAUCAUCACGACCGCCAUCAACGCAUACCUGCUCGACUGCUACCCCGAGGGAUCCGGCGAGGUGGGCGCGUGGGUGACGGCCAGUCGCAACUGGGGAGGUUUCAUGGCUACAUAUAUUCAGAUUGACUGGGUCAGCGGCAUGGGACCGGCUAGGGCACUGGGGAUCCAAGCGGCUAUUACGUUUGGGUCACUGUUCUUUAUGGUGGUGUUGCAGCUGUUUGGACAGCGGCUGCGCAGGUGGCAGGGGAGAAUGCAUUUCGGUAAAGCUGUGAAGUCUGCAUAG